AUGCAAACUCUUCUAAGGCAGUCCUGUAUACGCUCUCGGUCCUUCCAAACGGCGCACCCUCGCUGGCGAGAGGCUCACGGUCCAUUCACCAAUAUCCUGGCGAGCGAAGUUCCUCCACCAGUGCAGGUCAGCCAAAUCACUCCCGAAGGAAUACAGCUCGCAGACGGGCUGGUCAUCCCUUCGGCAUGUAUAUUCUUGGAGGGGAAAGUCUUCUUAUGGGACGUCCCUCAAAGUCUUUGGGAUGGCUGGAAUAAAGAUAGGUUUGAGAUAUUCGACACGGUCGUACCCAAGCCAGAUCUGUUAUUGCUUGGUACCGGAAAGUCCGCAGCUCUGCCUCCUCCUUCAAUUCGGUCGUUCUUGAGCGAGAUUGGGGUUCAAAUGGACGUCAUGGACACGCGUAAUGCAUGCUCUACUUACAACCUUCUCUCUGAGGAGGGGCGCCGAGUCGCAGCCGCUCUGCUGCCCAUUCAGCCGCGGGCAUGGCAGAAGCGGUCAUAA
Molecule: messenger RNA, 498 nt
Organism: Gloeophyllum trabeum ATCC 11539
Lineage: Eukaryota; Fungi; Basidiomycota; Agaricomycetes; Gloeophyllales; Gloeophyllaceae
Product: DUF498-domain-containing protein
Exons: 3
Coding region: 1-498 (165 amino acids)
Biological process (GO): mitochondrial respiratory chain complex I assembly
Cellular component (GO): mitochondrial inner membrane
Source: RefSeq, a predicted model, not a curated record